This is a messenger RNA of Penicillium antarcticum, 966 nucleotides long. Its product is annotated as HpcH/HpaI aldolase/citrate lyase family protein. The transcript is spliced from 3 exons. Gene Ontology annotation, biological process: oxaloacetate metabolic process. The record is from RefSeq and is a predicted model, not a curated record. Lineage: Eukaryota; Fungi; Ascomycota; Eurotiomycetes; Eurotiales; Aspergillaceae. Bases 1 to 966 code for a protein of 321 amino acids. Gene Ontology annotation, molecular function: magnesium ion binding; catalytic activity.
AUGGCAGCCCGCAACACCCUCCGCCGCUCCCUCCUCUACGUCCCGGGGUCAUCCCAGCGCUUCCUGGACAAGUCACGCUCCCUCACAGCCGACUGUGUCGCCUAUGACCUCGAAGACAGCGUCACACCACACAUGAAAGCAGAAGCCCGCGGUCUAGUGCGGAGAGCAAUCGACCAAGCAGCACCAGCAGGAAUCCGCGAACGCGCCGUGCGAAUCAACUCCGUAGACAGCGGCCUGGCACUGGGUGAUCUGACAGAAGUGCUCCAAUCCCCAAACCUCUCAACAAUCGUCAUCCCAAAAGUAAACUCCGCCUCAGACCUCACCUUCGUCUCAGACGUGAUAACCCACACCCUCUCCCAACAACCCACACAUAACCAAAGCAGACCACCAAUCUCCCUACUAGCCCUAGUAGAAUCCGCUAAAUCCCUGACAAACCUAUCCCAAAUCUGCGCCGCAACGCCCCUCCUCCAAGGACUGAUCUUCGCCGCGGAAGACUUCGCCCUAGACCUAAGUAUAACGCGCACACCAAGCCUCCGUGAAUUCCUCUUCGCGCGCUCUGCAAUCGCGACGGCGGCGCGGGCCGCCGAACUCCCUUCUACCAUUGACUUGGUCUGCACAGCGUAUAAGUCUGAGAGUGCCGAUGGGGCUCCGCCGGCUGUGUUAAGAGAGGAGUGUCUUGAUGGGAGGAGGCUUGGGUUUAAUGGGAAGCAGUGUAUUCAUCCCAGUCAGGUGAAGAUUGCUGAUGAGAUUUUUGGACCGGAUAGUGCUGAGACGGAGUGGGCUGUUCGGGUUGUUGUUGCUGAUGAGAAGGCUGCUAGGGCGGGACGGGGGGCUUGGACGCUUGAUGGGAAGAUGAUUGAUGUUCCAGUUGCUAUGAAGGCUAAGGCUAUUGUUCGAAAGGCUGAAGAGUGUGGGGUUGAUGUUGUGGAGUUGAGGGGGAAGUGGGAGCAUCAGGAGCCUGAGUAG